Molecule: messenger RNA, 6316 nt
Organism: Pelobates cultripes (western spadefoot toad)
Lineage: Eukaryota; Metazoa; Chordata; Amphibia; Anura; Pelobatidae
Source: the annotation of a GenBank genome assembly
AUGAUGGAGAAGGCACCAGAUACGUACGGUAUCUAUCCAUUUAUGCAUACAAUAUUUAAGUAUUGCACUGACUUUUUUCUUCUUUUCGCAAAAAUAAUUGCAAAGGUGAUGGUGCUUAGAGCUCUGUGAGUGUGUUUUCCAUUCUGCUAAAAAUCUUAUCAGAGUCUGCCCAUCAGAGCUGUCAUGCCUUUGUCCAACUUUUGAGUUGCAUUUUCUCUCUCCUCCCAGAAAAGAGAGUGGCCAUAAACCUCAGCUCUGCUCUGCUGAGAUCUUAAAAUAGCUUGGUUCACAAAACAGUGAACUGUCUAGGUUUACACUGAUUGCUUCUGUAAUAUGGCUGUUAUCCCUAUACAGAGCAGUUGCUUUCAGCAAUUCCAGUAAGGAGUGACACUGAUUUUGAGAAUAAACUACUUUCCUGAUGUAAUAGGACUGCCUGCAGACCCAAUAAACAGUGCAUCAUGGGAAUCUUUGAAGGGGGCAGUGAAGGCAACUUUUUUUGUAUUGUUUUCAUAAUGCAUAACACACAUAGGAGUUAAAGGGACACUAUAGUUAGGGUUGCCAUUUCCACCAUAUUUUGCUGGACACACAUAAUCACAUCAUAUUGAUUGGGAGCACACGAAAAUGCUGUCCUGUAUUACGGAUAAUUUAUACUGGAUGAAUUAAGACAAGGUGCUGCAGCAACUAAAUAAAGUUAAUAUAAACAAAGCUCCAGAACCUGAAGGUAUUUACCCACUGGUGCUAAGGACCUAUGUUUUUAAUCUUUCAAGAUUCUUUUCUUGCAGGAAUUUUACCGAAGGAUUGGAGGAAGGCAGAUGUGGUUCCUAUAUUAAAAAUGGUUAAAAAUCCCUGCAAUUAAAGACCUGUGAGCUAAACUUUUUUGGCUGGGAAAGUAUUUGAAAGGUUAUUAAGGGAUGAUAUCCUUGAAAAGAACGUGGUUAUCAGCAAAAAUCAGCAUGGUUUUAUGAAGCACAGGUCAUGUCAAACUAACUUGAUUGCAUUCUACGACAAAGUAAGUAGAAGUAUAGAUCAGGGUGUUGCAGUGGAUGUGAUCUAUUUGGAUUUUGCCAAGGCAUUUGAUACAGUUCCAGACAAUAGGUUAGUAUUCAAACUAAAAGAAAUUUGUCUAGAUGAAAAUUCUUGUUCUUGGUAGAACAUUGGCUUAAAAAUAGAGUACAGAGAGUUGUUAUUAAUGGUAAGUUUUCGAGCUGGACAAAAGUGGUAAGUGGUGUCCCUCGAGGUUCUGCUCUGGGACUGCUUCUAUUUAGCAUAUUAAUAAAUAAGCAUUGAAAGUCAUGUUUCAGUGUUUGCAAAUGGCAAAAAAACUCUGUAAAGUAAUACAAUAUGAGUAUGCUAUUGCUUUGCUGCAGAGGGAUUUAGAUAGAUUGAGGGAGUGAGCACUCAAAUUACAUAUAAUAUUUAAUGUAGAAAAAAUGCAAAAUUAUGCACUUUAGGGUAAAGAAUGCACAAGCAACUUGCACCCUAAAUGGUAGUGAAUUAGGGAUAACAACACACAAGAAGAAUUUGAUAUAGACCAUACACUAGGCAACAAUGUGCAAUGUCAUCAGUAGUGGCUAAGGUCCGUAAGAUAUUGUCAUGUAUAAAAGCGGCAUUCAUUCUCAGAAUGAGAAUAUAAUUUUGCCUCUUUAUAAAUCACUGGUAAGACCACACCUUGAAUAUGCUGUGCAAUUUUGGGCACCUGCAAAGGCGCACUACGAAAUUAAUUAAAGAAAAGGAACAUUUUAGUUAUGAAGAAAGGUUAACAAAUUUAGUUUCGAAAAACGGCACCUUAGAGGGGCUAUUAGGGCUUUAUGCAAAUAUAUUUGGACAUAUAUGUCUGGAAAUCUAUUCAUAAACAGGACUAUACCUAGGACACGAGGUCAUGCAUGUAGACUGGAAAAAAGGAGAUUUACUGUAAAGCAAAGGAAAGGUUUUUAUUUACAGCAAGAACAAUAAGGAUGUGGAAUUCUAUGCCUGAAGAAGUGGUUUUAUCAGUGUCUGUACAGAUUUUUAAACAGCAACUGGAUGCAUACUUGCAUAAACAUAAUAUUCGUGGAUAUUUAAUUUGUGGGGUAACAGCUUCUUGAAUUUAAGAUAAUCUGACUGCCAUUUUGGGGUCAAGAAGGAAUUGUAUUCCUAGUUUGUUGCAAAAUUGGAAGUGCUUCAUAAUUUAUUUAUUUUUGUCUUAUUUUGGAUCAACAGCAAAAACAGGUGUGAGGCUGAAUUUAAAGGACACAUGUCCUUUUUCAGCCGAUAUAUUUAACUAUAUAUGUUCAGUAUUCCUGAUUGAUUUAUAAUCUGUAGCAUCUGACUUCUACAUACUGCAGGGCAGCACUCUGUAUGUUGCCCAUCAAUCUCAUUGACGUUGUGUGGGUGCAGUGUCCCUGUUCCCUUACCGCUGAACUAGAGUGCACUUUCUGCUGUUUCAUGGAGUUUCACGCCAUGAAACAACGAUGGACAUCCUCACGCUUUGCAUGAGGACAUCCAGCCUCUUGAAAAAAACCCACAGGAAAGCAUUGAUUCAAUUCUUUCCUAAUACGUGCACGUUAGGUUCCUGGAUCGCUGUCAUCAGCAGAGGAGGAGCCCAAUCCAGCACCAAGGGACAUCGGCACUAGAAUCAGGUAAGUGUUUCAAGGUUUUUUUUUUUUUACCCUUUGCAUGGCCCGUGGGGGCAGAGGAACACUAUAGUGUUAGGAAAACAUAGCUGUAUUCCUAACACUAAAGUGUUCCUUUAAUUUUGACCACAGAGUUUCCUUUUAACGUGACACAAUCUGUUGGUGUUCCAUUUAUUAAAUCUAAAUCAUUGUAUUUAUCAACAUUAUACAAGAGGGUGGAAACAAGGAAGCACCAGUAGGUUCAAACAAAUCCACAAUAUAUUAAAAAAUGAAGCAAUGCAAUAAUGCAUUACUAAAUUAAUCACUUACAAAAGUGAAGCUUUAAAGGAACUUAAUGAGUUAGCUAGCAAGGUUAUACAGUAAAGGGAGAACUGUCAGGAAUUCAAAUUGAAUUUCAAAUUUAAGCCCAAAAUAGCUGCACUAAAAGCAUAGUCUAUUUGGAGAAUUUCUCCAGUUUGGCUAUUUUAGCCUUAAGUGUAGUAAAUAACCCUGAAUGUCUUUUGAAAACCAGCAUGCAGGAGGUUAUGUGUUACCAGCUCCAUCUCCACCUCCACCUCAAUAUUGGGGAGAUAGGAAUGCAUUAAGCUCCCUUAUACAGUUUUUUUUUAUACAGUCCAAAACAUCUGCCGUGCCGAAGGUUGCCUAUGCCUGUCCUAGGUUAAGGAUCUUUCCUCGCUCUUCUUAUGGUAGAAUCACUGCAUUGUAUAUAUGUUUUCACAUGCGCCACUUAGUUUGGUGUUUAUUUGGGAUUUCCUUUUGACUUAUUUGCCACUUUAAGAUAAUUCAUAGUUUUUAACCUUACCCCUGUUACCAUUCAGACCAUUCUUUUUGAGUCCUUUUUCUUUUUGUGUGUAUACUCCUCUAAUAUUGUUUGCUGUAAGUUUUACAAGAGUAACCACGGUAAAAGCUAGCCAGCACUGCACCUAGCCAUGUAAAAUAAUGUCUGGCACUUGAUUUGAAUAGUUUGUGUCUAUUAACAUAGGCUGUGGUAGUGUGGACCCUGGCGCUGGAUUAAACAUCCAAGGAGGAGACACAGAGGAGCCUCACCAGAGAGAAAUCCUCUCAAAUCCAGUCUCAGGUGGGUUAGUAGAUUUUCACUUUAUAAAUACAGGAACUGUUCUUGUAUUCCAGGAUGACUUCAGGAUAUCAGUGUUCGAUUCAAUCCUGAUGUUUAAGAAAAUAUGCCUGUGAUAGGGCUCUGGGCUACCAGUACAUUUAUAAGUUUGCUUAUAUACCAGGGGUUCCCAACUCAGUGUUCAAGUACCACCUAACAGUCCAGGAUUUGGGAAUUACCCUGUUGUGUCCAGAGUGUGUUUUUUCUUCUUCUCCUCAAACCACCUUAGACACAACAGGGUUAUCCCUAAAUCCUGGACUUUUAGGAGGUAUUUGAGGACUGGGUUGGGAACCACUUUUAUAUACUAGUAGAGACACUAACACUAGAGUUUAUCUAUCUAUCUGUCUAUCUAUCGUGCAAUGACCACAAUAAGGGUUGCAUUAUGUGUGUAUAAGGAGCUGUAGUUAUAUUGAAGGGUGAGGUUGCAGCGUUGGAUACAGAGAGCUAGUCUCUGUAUUUAUUAUUCAGGGGCUUCGUGAGCUCUCUGACUGAAGUCAUGGCAUUAUUUAUAAACAAAAUUAAUUUGCAAAUAUGCUAAUCGUGUAUGCGGGGUAUGGUUGCAUAGCCUUGCAGUUGUGCAUACAUAAGUGUCAGUGUGUAGCGAUUGUGACUGCGGCAUGGUUUGUGGGGUGACCAUGCCUCUGUUGCACUAGUAGUGCUGGGCUCUCUCUGAGAAGAUUGCGUGGAUGGAAACCGCACAUGGCGGCACACACAUCAAUUCCUAAUAUCAGGCCCCCUGUCACGGAUUAAGAGCCUGACUGUUCAGUCUGCAUUAAAGCAACUUAGGGAGCCACGAGGCCGAGCACCUCUGCCGCUAAAUACAGGUUUUUGCUUCCUUUAUUUUGCAACAUUUCAUAUAGUGUCUGAACUAUUUAACUUUCUAAGCAUGCAAAUACGUCUUUAAACCCUACGGUGUAUUAAAAUGUCUUAUUGGCAAUAAACUAGAUUUUAAGCUCAAUGACAGAACUCUCAAAAAUGCCAGUGUUCAUUUUUUAGUCACUUGUAUUAUGUUCUGCUAUAAUGGGGCUGUAGCAUUUUAUUUUAAAAAAUUCCAAUAUUUUAUUGGUUGUCCUGCCUCUCAUAAUCAAUAAAAUGUUGCAAAUCUAUCUCAAUUAUGAAUUUCUGUAAAUGAUCAAUGCACAUAAGAUGUGUUAUGAAUGAAGACAUGUAUGCCACUCUUAAUUGCCACUCUAAGUUCUGCUGAUUAAGUAGUUUGACUAAUCUUGAAGUGUAUCUCUCAUUGUAGUAAUCUUUAACUUUUAGGGCAUACAGCUUUACCAUAUCAAUUAUUUUCCCUUUUAAUACAGACUGUGGCUCAAUAUGUGAAAACAAAGACGGAGUUUCAGAUAUUGAUAUUUAUUCAUCAGAGUGGGCAAUGGAAGAAACAAUCCCUGCUUAUUACCCUACAGAAAAGCAUUGCCUUGUCCAACACAACACUGUUGACGUUUCCUCCAGAGACCCCUCAACACAAGCUGUUUCCAGUCCUAAAAGGAACUGUAAUCAAAGUGAUGCAGAACAUGCGGACUCAAAAGGAUCCCAGCAGAUCACAACCUCCAGCAAUAGCAGUAAAAGGUUUUGGGAUAAAACAAAAUGUACUUACAAGCACUUAACUCAGAAGGAGCGGAAAAACUACAUAUGCAUUGAGUGCGGAAAGAGCUUUAUCUAUAGGUCAUAUCUCAUGGUCCAUCAGAGGACACACACAGGAGAGAGAUUAUAUGUCUGUAUUGAGUGUGGUAAAGGUUUUACUCGGAACUCUUAUCUUGUCGUUCAUAGGCGAUCCCACACUGGAGAGAAACCAUUUCCAUGCCUGGAGUGUGGAAAAAGCUUUACCAGUAAUGUAAGUUUGGUGAAGCACCAAAAAACUCACAAUGAGGUGAAGCCUUAUAAUUGCUUACAUUGUGGUAGAAGCUUCACAGAUAGUUCCAACUAUGUUCGACACCAGAUAAUCCAUACUGGUGAGAAGCCGUAUGCAUGUGGCAUAUGCGGAAAAAGCUUCACUCGGAAUUCACACCUCGUGCUACAUAAGAGAACACACACAGGAGAGAGACCAUACUCCUGCUCUCACUGUGACAAAUGUUUUACUAGUAGCUCCAAUCUUGCAAGCCACCAGAAAACACAUUCUGGGAAGAAACCAUAUCCGUGUAAAGAGUGUGGAAAAAGCUUCACUCAAAAGUCUUAUCUGGAUACACACACGAGAAGCCACACUGGAGAGAAACCCUUUGUUUGUGACUGUGGAAAACGCUUUGUUGUCAGAUCUUCCCUGGUAAAACACCAGGCAAAGCACACUGGAGACCGGCCUUUCAGAUGCAAUGUGUGUGGCAAGAACUAUAUAAGAAGGUCUCACCUCAAUGCACAUAAAAAAACUCACAAAGUAGAGAAGGCUUAUGUUUGCUCUAAGUGUGAAAAGAGCUUCACAUGUAAAUCCCAAUUUCUAGUUCACUGCAAGGUUCAUAAGCGGGAGAAACCUUACCCUUGUAUAGAGUGUGGUGACUGUUUCACACGCAAUUCCGCAUUAGUAACUCAUCAGAAAACACACCAAGUGUGUCUAAAGGGUGGUGAUGAGGAUUUGUUGGAGCAGGAAGAUAUGUAG